AUGGCGCCCCGCAAGCAGCUGCCCACCAAGGCGGCCUGCAAGAGCAUGCCUGCCAGCCACGGGCGGCGUGAAGAGGCCGCACUGCUACCGGCCUGGCACCGUGGCGCUGCGAGAGAUCCGCCGCUACCAGAAGUCCACCAAGCUGCUUACACGCAAGUUGCCGUUCCAGCAGCUGGUGGGCAAGAUCAAGCAGGACUUCAAGACCCAGCUGUGCUCCUGGAGCUUGGCAGUCCUGGUGCUGUGCAGGAGGCGUGCCAGGCCUACCUGGUGUGGCUCUUUGAGGACACCAACCUCUGCUCCAUCCACGCCAAGCGCAUCAUCACUAUGCCCAAGGACAUCUAG
This is a messenger RNA of Sorex araneus (European shrew), 342 nucleotides long. RefSeq names its product histone H3-like. Bases 1 to 342 code for a protein of 113 amino acids. Gene Ontology annotation, cellular component: nucleosome. Lineage: Eukaryota; Metazoa; Chordata; Mammalia; Eulipotyphla; Soricidae. Gene Ontology annotation, molecular function: DNA binding; protein heterodimerization activity; structural constituent of chromatin. The transcript has a single exon. The record is from RefSeq and is a predicted model, not a curated record.